This is a messenger RNA of Suncus etruscus (white-toothed pygmy shrew), 1129 nucleotides long. It is a transcript of the gene WNT3A, whose product is annotated as Wnt family member 3A. The record is from RefSeq and is a predicted model, not a curated record. Gene Ontology annotation, biological process: neuron differentiation; canonical Wnt signaling pathway; cell fate commitment. NCBI's taxonomy places the organism in Eukaryota, Metazoa, Chordata, Mammalia, Eulipotyphla, Soricidae. Gene Ontology annotation, cellular component: extracellular region. Gene Ontology annotation, molecular function: frizzled binding; cytokine activity. The transcript is spliced from 4 exons. The coding region runs from base 71 to 1129 and encodes 352 amino acids.
CCCGACCCGGAGCCCCCUUGCCAGGGCGCGCCAGGGCCAGCCUGCCUGCGGUCCCCCUGCCCGGCCGGCGAUGGCCCCGCUCGGGUACUUCUUCCUCCUCUGCGCGCUGGAGCAGGCGCUGGGCAGCUACCCGAUCUGGUGGUCCCUGGCCAUCGGACCCCAAUACUCGUCCCUGGCCACGCAGCCCAUUCUCUGUGCCAGUAUCCCCGGCCUGGUGCCCAAGCAGCUGCGCUUCUGCCGCAACUAUGUGGAGAUCAUGCCCAGCGUGGCUGAGGGCGUGAAGAUCAGCAUCCAGGAGUGCCAGCACCAGUUCCGGGGCCGCCGCUGGAACUGCACCACCGUCAAUGGCAGCCUGGCCAUCUUUGGGCCAGUGCUGGACAAAGCCACCCGGGAAUCAGCCUUCGUGCACGCCAUCGCCUCGGCCGGAGUGGCCUUUGCUGUGACACGCUCCUGUGCCGAGGGAGCUGCUGCCAUCUGUGGCUGCAGUAACCGCCAUCAGGGCUCACCCGGUGAAGGCUGGAAGUGGGGUGGCUGCAGUGAGGACAUCGAGUUCGGUGGGAUGGUAUCUCGGGAGUUUGCGGAUGCCCGGGAGAACCGGCCGGAUGCCCGCUCUGCGAUGAACCGCCAUAACAACGAGGCGGGUCGGCAGGCGAUCGCGGGCCAGGCGCGGCUCAAGUGCAAGUGCCACGGGCUGUCGGGCAGCUGCGAGGUGAAGACGUGCUGGCGCGCGCAGCCGGACUUCCGCGCGGUGGGCGACGCGCUCAAGGACAAGUACGACAGCGCGUCCGAGAUGGCGGUGGAGCGGCACCGCGAGGCGCGCGGCUGGGUGGAGACGCUGCGGCCGCGCCACGCGCGCUUCAAGGCGCCCACGGAGCGCGACCUGGUGUACUUCGACGCGUCGCCCGACUUCUGCGAGCCCGACGCGCGCACCGGCUCCUUCGGCACGCGCGGCCGCGCCUGCAACGCCAGCUCGGCCGGCAUCGACGGCUGCGACCUGCUGUGCUGCGGCCGCGGCCACGACGCGCGCACCGAGCGGCGCCGCGACAAGUGCCGCUGCGUCUUCCACUGGUGCUGCUACGUCAGCUGCCAGGAGUGCCCGCGCCUCUACGACGUGCACACCUGCAAGUAG